AAUUGCUUAUUUCGUACCUUGUUUCAGGAAAGGGAUUAAGAAAGUGGCAACUCUCCCAAGAUAACAAAACUGAAGAUGAAAAAGAGGUGUGAGAGUGAAGUUUAGAAGAGACAAAUGGGAAACAUUGGAUAGGAGAAAGACAGCAUUGGUUUAUCUAAGGCAAGUAACGUUCUGUGAUAUGCAAAAAAAAAAAAAGAGAGUGAAAAGACAGCUUUACUGAAAUCACCAGAAGAAAACAUCGUGUAGCUUUAGAAGGACCAAGACUUCAUUCAGAGUAGCAGAAAACAUUUCAUACUCUGAAAGAACCAGUGUAACAGAGAGAGAAGAAUGGAAAACUCAAGGAAGAAAUUUAUUGAUCUGAUAGAAAAAGCGAUGGGUGUUGCUGACACAAUGGACCGUGAGGAACUGCUUUUUUCUUACAAGGGRAUUCUCUACCCUGCUACUAUUUGCAGUCCUGAAGCAUUCAGAGCCAUGGAGUCCUUUGAAGCUAGACCUGAUGAUGUCAUUUUAGCAGGAUACCCUAAAACUGGUACAAAUUGGGUAGGUCAGAUCUUAACUGAUCUGAUAGCAACAUUUGAAAAGAGAAAUCAAGAUGAAGAAAACCAUGUGAAUAAAGAAGAACUAGAAGAAUUCCCCUACCUUGAAAUUGGAGAUGCUGAGAAAUAUGAGCGAAUGAGCAAAUUACCAUCUCGAAGAGUUAUAUUUACUCAUCUCAUUCCUGAGAAUCUUCCCAGGUCAAUCUUCAAAAGUAAAGCCAAGAUAUUACUGCUGCUUCGCAAUCUGAAAGAUGUAGCUACAUCAUUUUACCAUUUUUCCAAUGCCUUAUCUGCUCUUCCCUCCUAUGAAUCCUGGGAUGAUUUCUUCAUAGCCUUCAUGACUGGGAAAAUGCCCUGGGGAUCCUACUUUAAUUACCUUUCUGAAUGGAACAAGCAUGUUGAUGAUAAAAAUAUCAUGACCAUAACUUAUGAAGAGCUGAAAGAGAAUCAGGCCCUGGGAGUGAAAAAUAUAGCUGCUUUCCUUGGGCUUUCACUGACUGAGGAAGAGAUUCAGGAUAUUGUAGAAAGGAGCAGUUUCCAAUCUAUGAAGAAGAACUCACCAAAGACACAUGGAGCGCUGGGCACUGCACUCUUUCGUAAAGGUGGCGUAUGUGACUGGAAGAGUUUCUUCAAUGAAGAUCAGAACCAGGCAAUGGACAAAGCAUUUGAAGAACUCUUAGCAGGAACGAAGCUGGGUACAAAGUUAAAGUAUGAAAUAUACUGUAAAAACUGAUGCAUGAAGUAUACAUCAAAAUACGAUAUGGUUAGCACAGGAGCUUUCCACUCUCUAAUAAUCCAAAUGAUAAAAACUAGAAAACUAGCACAAUAAUGGAUAAUAGGGUUUUGGUUGAGACGUGAUGUCUUUGACCUCCUUUGGUUACACUCAUUUACUGAAUAAGAUGCUAAUAAAUCAUAUUCAAAUAAAUUUGAUAGUCCUGUUUCAGUAGCUAUCACCUGGAAGGAAAUACAUGCAUUUUCUUUCCAGCUAAGUUCAGUCUUUUUAGAUAGCAAAAACUAAGUAGUAUGUGGAGGUCUUUAUGCAAAAAUGUUUCAGAUAAGGCAAUAACUUUUAUAAAAAAAAUCACUAGGAAAAGAAACAAACAGUCCAACACAACCUUAAUUAAUAAAGAUGUGAACCUUCCCCUGACUUCAGAGUAAACAGCAUCAAAGCUAGAUGGAGAGGAAUGAAGGGGAAUGAAGACUAUUUUUAAGGAUUUAAAAUUUUCUGAAUGCAGAAUUU
This is a messenger RNA of Nothoprocta perdicaria, 1776 nucleotides long. RefSeq names its product sulfotransferase 6B1-like. Bases 328 to 1269 code for a protein of 313 amino acids. Gene Ontology annotation, cellular component: cytoplasm. The record is from RefSeq and is a predicted model, not a curated record. The transcript is spliced from 9 exons. Gene Ontology annotation, molecular function: sulfotransferase activity. NCBI's taxonomy places the organism in Eukaryota, Metazoa, Chordata, Aves, Tinamiformes, Tinamidae. Gene Ontology annotation, biological process: sulfation.